This is a messenger RNA of Populus trichocarpa (black cottonwood), 2022 nucleotides long. Its product is annotated as F-box/kelch-repeat protein At3g06240. NCBI's taxonomy places the organism in Eukaryota, Viridiplantae, Streptophyta, Magnoliopsida, Malpighiales, Salicaceae. The transcript has a single exon. The coding region runs from base 909 to 1793 and encodes 294 amino acids. The record is from RefSeq and is a predicted model, not a curated record.
UAAGUAAAGUCCUAAAAGCAACUUUAAUUCUUUAAUAAUUUCUCUUGUUUUUCUUUAUGGCUAGCUUUCAUCAAUAAUAUUGCUGGAUUAUCAUAAAAAAAUCUUAAAUAAUUUCACACAUUGAUUUCUUGUUUUUCAGUUAGAAAGAUGAUGUGUUGAUGAAACCCUAGAUCGGAUGACAUUAAUUGUUUAUUCUACCAUUGUUUUUUUUUUUCUUGUCAUCAAUUUUUUGUUUUAUUUUAUUUUAUCCUUGCACUUGAUGAUGCUUGCAUCUAUUUAUUUUUCUAUAAUUCAAUUAUUUGAUUUUGUAAACUUAAUUUAUUCACUAGCUAUAUCAAAAGUCGACGGACUAGAUUACAGCUGACGAUCAUGAGCAAGGAGACGGACUAGGUUAUGAUAUUCCAGCCCUGGAUAUGUAGAAACGUAACAAAAUGCAAGUAUGAUUCCUUUAAUGAGUUGAACUGAUGAGAAAUUUAAAUUUAAAUUGAAACCAAGUAAAAAAAAAACACUAGACAUGUUCGUAUAUAUUGUUUCUUCUUCUUCUUGUUCUCCUAAUUAAACCCUAACCCUAAGAAUAAACUCUCAUCAAGCCUAAACCCUAACACUAAAAAUAAACUCCCAUUAAAAAUACCCUCUGAUUACGUUCCCCUCACCGACCCUGUCCCUUCUCUUCGUUCAGUACUCUCUUUUUCUCAUCGGUUUUCUAAGGAAGAUCAUCUUAUAUUCAAAUAUUGGGGAAUUACAACUACUUUUGGCCUGAAGAUAUAAUUAGAGAGAUUCUGUUAAGAUUACCAGUGCAAUCUUUGCUUCGAUUCAAGACUGUUUCUAAACUUUGGUAUGAUGUCAUUACAAGCUCCAACUUUAUUGACAGCCAUUAUCAACAUCCCUCAAAACCAAAACUCUUUGUUAUGCUCACACAGCGGCGAGAAUUAUAUAGCAUAUCAGUGCUUCCCGGAGGAAUAAAUAGAGUUGAUGAUCGCAGCAUGCCAUUCGCACUGGAAGCGGGUAAAUAUGCAGCAGAAAUUGUGGGUUCUAGCAAUGGUUUAGUUUGUUUAAGUAUCCGUUCAAAGAUAUCUAAUGAUCUUAACGCUCAUAUAUUAUGGAAUCCAGCAACAAGGCAAUACCGAGAGUUACCUCCUAACAGGAUUUGUUACAGUCAAGCUCAAGGGUUUGGUUUCCAUCACGGUAUAAACGACUACAAACUGCUCCAAGUUGCUUACAGAAAGAAUGGCCAGCAGGAAGCUAAGGUUCUUGCAUUGAGCACAGGUUCUUGGAGAAAGGUGGAGGACACUCUUCCUUCAUAUGAUUACGGUAUUGCAAAACCGGUGGUUGUUAAAGGAGUUUGGUAUCACAUGGCAACAGCUGCUCGAGAAACACCAUUUAUUAUAAGGUUUGACAUGGGCGACGACACCUUCUCCAAGGUGAAAACUGCACCUAUACCUUAUCAUUCCUCUCCUGAAUAUCUCGUUAAGAAAGUGAAGUUGAUGGAGUACAAAGAAUUGCCUGCAAUUUGCGUAUUCGAAUAUAAUUACUGGAUCCCAUAUCCUAGUUUAUCUUUCAAGAUUGAUAUAUGGUUAAUGAACAACGAGCAGUCUUGGACAAAGGUAUUGACAUGUAGUCAGAAUUCCGUUCCCAUUUCUGAUGUUGGCUUGCUGCCUUUAGGGUUCUGGGUUGAUGAAGAAAGUAUAAUCUCGGAGAACUACAAGAGGGAUGGCUUGAGCUUGUUUAAUCUCUCGAAUAAGCAAUCGAAAGUGGUUGUGGUAGAUGAAGCCAAAAGGUUGUGGUUGUGGUAGAUGAAGCCAAAAGGUUUGGAAGUGCUCAUAGUUAUGUGGAGAGCAUGGUUUCAGUCUACCCUACCAGAAGUCAAGAUAGGGACUCCACAAAUUAAUUAGACAGAUCAUUUUAUAUAUGGAUCUUCUUUUCCUUUUUUAAUUUGUGAGAGUUUUCUGUUACUCAACUCAAUCAAUUCUGAGCAUUCUAAAGUAUUUGGAGACUUGAGAGCUUAUUCAGGCUGCUAGCAAU